AUGCUCCGCAUCUUCUCAGGGUCCAGAUCACACUGUCGGGGUGAUGCUCAACAUCUCUCAGAGCUGAGGAUUGUGUUAAUGGGGUAUAGAGCUGCUGGUAAGAGUUCAGCAGGAAACACUAUCCUGGGCAGAGAGGAGUUUGACUUGAAGACAUCUGUUCAGUGUGUGAGGAGACAUGGAGAAGUAGCAGACAGACACAUCACUGUCAUUGAAGCUCCAGGAUGGUGGACGAAUUACACUGUAGAGUACUGUCCUGAGUUACUGAAACAGGAGAUUUUGCACAGUGUGUCUCUGUGUCCUCCAGGACCACACGCUGUACUACUGAUCAUACCUGUGGACUACAUAUUAAAAGAGACUGUGAGAAAAGCAGUGCAGGGGCAUCUGGAUCUUCUCGGUGAGAGAGUCUGGAGUCACACUAUAGUGCUGUUCACCUUUGGAGACUAUCUGUUAGACACAUCUAUAGAGCAGCACAUUGAGAGUGAAGGGCAGGAUCUCCAGUGGCUGCUGGACAAAUGUGGGAACAGGUAUCAUGUUCUCAACAAUCAGAACAGGAGUGACCACACUCAGAUCAAGGAGCUGCUGGAGAAGAUUGAGGAGACAGUGGCACAAAACAACGGCUGCCAUUUGGAAAUAGACAGAAAAAUCUUAGAGAUUAAAGAGAGAAGAAGAGCAGCAGAAGAGAGAGCAAAAGAACGAAUGAAGAGGAUGAAAAAACAAAAAGAUGACAUCAGAUCACAGAUGAGUGAUGCCCAACAUCUCUCAGAGCUGAGGAUUGUGUUAAUGGGGUAUAAACGUUCUGGUAAGAGUUCAACAGGAAACACCAUCCUGGGCAGAGAGGAGUUUGACUUGAAGACAUCUGCUCAGUGUGUGAGGAGACAUGGAGAAGUAGCAGACAGACACAUCACUGUCAUUGAAGCUCCAGGAUGGUGGAGGAGUUACACUGUAGAGAACAGUCCUGAGUUACUGAAACAGGAGAUUUUGCUCAGUGUGUCUCUGCUGGAGAAGAUUGAGGAGACAGUGGCACAAAACAACGGCUGCCAUUUGGAAAUAUACAGAAAGAUUUUACAGGAGAUUGAUGAUAUAAAGAAAACAAAAGAGCGAAUGGACAAAUGGAGCGAGGACAUCAGAUCACAGACUAGGAUUGCAUUUCUUGUGAAGGAUACAUGUUCUGUCCUGCAGCAGCAUCUUCUUCUGGUUUACACUGGAAAGAUGCGUUUAGCACGGAACCUGCUGCAGGAUGUGGUGAGGAGCUGGUAUGCACGUUUACCCUCCAUCGUACAGAACGCAGAGCAGCUGGUGACCAAUGCAGAGGAGUGUGCUGAAGCCUGCAGAGAGGGUGAAACUCAACAUCUCUCAGAGCUGAGGAUUGUGUUAAUGGGGUAUAGAGUUGCUGGUAAGAGUUCAGCAGGAAACACUAUCCUGGGCAGAGAGGAGUUUGACUUGAAGAUAUCUGCUCAGUGUGUGAGGAGACAUGGAGAAGUAGCAGACAGGCACAUCACUGUCAUUGAAGCUCCAGGAUGGUGGAGGAAUUACACUGUAGAGAACAGUCCUGAGUUACUGAAACAGGAGAUUCUGCUCAGUGUGUCUCUGUGUCCUCCAGGACCACACGCUGUACUACUGAUCAUACGUGUGGACUACAUGUUUAAAGAGACUGAGAGAAAAGUACUGCAGGGGUAUCUGGAUCUUCUCGGUGAGAGAGUCUGGAGUCACACUAUAGUGCUGUUCACUCAAGGAGACUCUCUGUCAGACACUUCUAUAGAGCAGUACAUUGAGAGUGAAGGGCAGGAUCUCCAGUGGCUGCUGGACAAAUGUGGGAACAGGUAUCAUGUUCUCAACAAUCAGAACAGGAGUGACCACACUCAGAUCAAGGAGCUGCUGGAGAAGAUUGAGGAGACAGUGGCACAAAACAACGGCUGUCAUUUUGAAAUAGACGGAAAGAUUUUACAAGAGAUGAAAGAGAGAAGAAGAGCAGAGGAAGAGAGAGCAAAAGAACGAAUGAAGAGGAUGAAAAAACAAAAAGACGACAUCAGAUCACAGAUGAGUGAUGCCCAACAUCUCUCAGAGCUGAGGAUUGUGUUAAUGGGGUAUAAAGAUGCUGGUAAGAGUUCAGCAGGAAACACUAUCCUGGGCAGAGAGGAGUUUGACUUGAAGAUAUCUGCUCAGUGUGUGAGGAGACAUGGAGAAGUAGCAGACAGGCACAUCACUGUCAUUGAAGCUCCAGGAUG
Messenger RNA from Sinocyclocheilus grahami, 2225 nucleotides. Its product is annotated as GTPase IMAP family member 8-like. Lineage: Eukaryota; Metazoa; Chordata; Actinopteri; Cypriniformes; Cyprinidae. The annotation marks the transcript as partial. Gene Ontology annotation, molecular function: GTP binding. The transcript has 7 exons. The record is from RefSeq and is a predicted model, not a curated record.